AUGGCUCGCUAUCGUUGUCUCCCCUCCUCAUCCAGACCUCAUCCUGCGAAGGAUCCCUACACUUCAGCCGACGAGAAACGAGUAGCUCGUGUCACCCGCAGUUCCAGCAGCGCCAAGCCCAGGAUCCUACAGAAACGCGAAAUCGGCGACAGCUACCUGGCCCCUGACGAACGAGUCGAGGAAAUGCUCAAGAUCCCUUUCGUCGAAAUCCUCAGCCCCGUCGAAGUACGAUGCAUACUCUGCGACCAAAGCAUUCGCCUCGAUGCGCGUGGAAAGUCCACGCAGACGACGGGCCUGUACGCCUACAACCUCAAGAAGCACAUCGGGAGAAAGAAGCAUCAGUUCAACGCAAUCAGGGAGGGAUACGAGGAUUGGGUGAUGUCUGAGUUGAAGUCAUCCAGAGCGCAGUCAAAAGGAGAAAAACGUGGAAAAUCCCGUUCUAGGAGAGCACCGAUGAAAGAGAAGCAACCGUCUUCACUGCCUUCCACCGACACUAACAACGGAAAGGGGUAA
Molecule: messenger RNA, 513 nt
Organism: Coprinopsis cinerea okayama7#130
Lineage: Eukaryota; Fungi; Basidiomycota; Agaricomycetes; Agaricales; Psathyrellaceae
Exons: 4
Coding region: 1-513 (170 amino acids)
Source: RefSeq, a predicted model, not a curated record